GAAGCUGCCAUGCUCUCCACUGGUUGCAUGCUCAACCUUGGACCUGUGAUGAAUGGGAUCGUGCUGAUGAAAGCCUUCCUCAUCGAGCUCUGCAACAGAUUGACCAAUACAGCCAAGAACGAGGAGACCAUGCAAGCGGCAAAGGCCAUGGGAUGGUUGACAGAAUCGGGGGAGUGGAAGACACUCAAGUGGGAUCCUACACUCAAAAAGCUUCAGGAGGUUCCGGAUGCACCGACCAAGACUACGGAGAGGCUGAUUCUGGAAGCUACGGAGUUACGCAAGACCAUCAAUGCCGAGAAUCUCUACAGAUUCCAGUCGAUCUAUGGGCUCCGCAAGGAUCAUCAGACUUCCUGGGUCAAACUGGCGAUCGAAGUCUCGCUCAGGGAUCAAGGAGAACAAGAUGGAACAUCUUGCGGGGUUGGAUCGGAUCAGCUGCGCUUCACACCAUGGGCUGUCGGCUUCGGAAGGAAAGCGGGGGCCUUUCCUACCAGGCUCAGCUGCUUCGUUGGUAGGCACAGGCCACGUGGAUUGCGAACCAAUGUCUGA
This is a messenger RNA of Symbiodinium necroappetens, 546 nucleotides long. The record is from the annotation of a GenBank genome assembly. Lineage: Eukaryota; Dinophyceae; Suessiales; Symbiodiniaceae.